CGGCCGGCCAGGAUGAGAGGCCGGGCGGGUUCGGGCCUGGGGCCGCAUGGACACCCUGCUGCUGGGCCGGUGGCGACGGCGGAGGCCAGAGGAGCUGCAGGUUCCAGGGGACGCGAAACGGGCGUGCAGGAGAUUAGACGCAGCUGCCCAGGAACGGGGCUGCCCCCCAGGGAAGGCACGCGCCCUGGGGUCCUGGGACAGCGAGGACCCUGAGUCACCAGACCCGCAUCCCAGAGGUCACCUCCCUGGACUGAGGCCCGACAGCGGCCAGGGGCGACUAGAUGUGGGGAGUCCUCAGAUCGGCGGACGGAGCUCGGCCCAGCCUUGUCCAAGAUGCGUUGCAGGGGAAUCUGGACAUUUUAACCACACCGGGGAUCGGUAGAAGAUGCGAGGUGAGGAAGGACGAUUCCGACGGUGGUCUGGAACCCGUGUGCGCCGGCGAGUGUGAACCUGUCCCGGACGGGGCUGGGUGCCCCCCUGCUCCACAGCAGGUGACUCCCCGUCCUCCGCGCCAGGGCCAGGGGGACCCCACGCUGCAGAGGAGCCUCUCAGCGCCGUCACUUACCGAGCCUCUGCUCAUGUGCAUCCUACUCGAGGAGAUCGGCUGCUUUAUUUAAAAGUUAAAAAAAAGAUUCAGUGUCAGACUUCCUGUGAGGUUUGAGAACCCCGUGGCUUAGGGGGCCCCAUCCAGAUGCAGCCCCACUUUAAACUUCUCAGUCAUCUUGUGGACGCGGCCAGGGCUGCUUGUGGACUCUUUUUUAAUUAAAAAUCUUAUUUUUAUAUUGAAAAUGUUUUGUAACCUUAACCUGAAUUUUCUAAAUGCUACUCCCCGUCUGUUCUCUGUGAUUCCCCGACGGAAGUUACCAGGCGCGGAACCCCUUUGACAUUAAAAUGGAGAUUUCUCGUUUUC
Messenger RNA from Camelus dromedarius (Arabian camel), 910 nucleotides. It is a transcript of the gene C8H10orf143, whose product is annotated as chromosome 8 C10orf143 homolog. The transcript has 4 exons. Lineage: Eukaryota; Metazoa; Chordata; Mammalia; Artiodactyla; Camelidae. The record is from RefSeq and is a predicted model, not a curated record. Bases 47 to 382 code for a protein of 111 amino acids.